Molecule: messenger RNA, 2473 nt
Organism: Medioppia subpectinata
Lineage: Eukaryota; Metazoa; Arthropoda; Arachnida; Sarcoptiformes; Oppiidae
Source: the annotation of a GenBank genome assembly
AUGGUUAAAGACAAUGACCAAAGGAUUCAAAAACCAGUUUUUGUAUUGAUCGACACUUUGGUUUGUCUGAAACUGAAUCCAGACGUGAAUGCAUUUCAACGCAAGUUUGUGAACGAAGUCCGGCGUUGCGAUGAAAUGGAGAGAAAACUCAGAUAUCUGGAGAAAGAGAUCAAACGGGACGGCAUUCCUAUGCUCGACAUCGGCGACAAUCCCGAAGCGCCGCAACCGCGAGAGAUGAUUGAUCUGGAAGCCACGUUUGAGAAGUUGGAGAACGAGUUGAAGGAAGUGAACACCAAUGCAGAGGCACUCAAGAAGACAUACUUAGAGUUGUCUGAAUUGAGACACAUUUUGAAGAAGACUCAGCAGUUCUUCGACGAGGUCGAUCACACAAUACAGAUGCAAGACGGAGGUAUGCAAGACGAGAGCAUACAGCUCUUGGGCGAAGAGGGUCUCCGCGCCGGCGGUCAACAGGCCAUGAAAUUAGGCAAACUCGCGUACAAUACCGCGCAGACGUCUCCGUUACAGAAUCUAAGACAGGCUGAGAUCGAGGCGCCUCUGGAGGACCCGCACACCGGCGACAAUGUCUAUAAGUCUGUGUUCAUUAUCUUCUUUCAAGGAGAACAACUCAAAUCUAGGGUUAAGAAGAUAUGCGAAGGCUUUCGGGCCACUCUAUACCCGUGUCCGGAGACCCCAUCGGACAGACGAGAGAUGAUUGGCGGCGUUGUGUCUCGUAUUGAGGACUUGAAUACAGUACUAUCGCAGACAACAGAACACAGACACCGAGUGCUGGUUGCGGCGGCCAAAAACAUUAAGAACUGGUUCGUCAAAGUGCGCAAAAUUAAGGCCGUUUACCACACGUUGAAUAUGUUUAAUCUGGACGUCACGCAAAAGUGUCUGAUCGCCGAGUGCUGGUCAGCGGUGGACGACUUGGAGCGCAUCCAAAUGGCUUUACGUCGCGGCACAGAACGCAGCGGUUCGUCCGUUCCGUCUAUACUGAACCGAAUGGAAACACACGAAGUGCCGCCAACUUAUAACCGCACCACUAAGGUGACCCGUGGCUUUCAGGCAAUAGUGGACGCGUACGGAGUGGCCACCUAUCGGGAAGUGAAUCCGGCGCCGUUCACACUAAUUACGUUCCCGUUUCUGUUUGCGGUGAUGUUUGGCGACGCCGGACACGGAGUGCUAAUGACUUUGUUCGGCCUUUGGAUGGUUCUGAAGGAACGCAAUCUCAUUCAACAGAAGUCGACGAACGAAAUAUGGCUGACAUUCUUCAACGGCCGGUAUAUUAUUCUACUGAUGGGUUCGUUCAGCAUAUAUACGGGUCUCAUGUAUAACGACAUAUUCUCCAAGUCGUUGAACAUAUUUGGCAGUUCCUGGAAAGCCAUCAAACCUUCGGGUAAUCUCUAUAAUCACAGCCAUUAUAUACUCGACCCGCAGACUCAAUACGAUGGCGGCCCCUAUUUCUUCGGCAUUGAUCCGGUAUGGCAGGUGUCGGAGAAUAAGAUCCUAUUCCUCAACUCAUACAAAAUGAAACUGUCGGUCAUUCUAGGCGUCGGCCAAAUGCUAUUCGGCGUUAUAUUGAGUUUCUGGAACCAUAAAUACUUCCAGAACCGGUUGAACAUAAUGUGCGAAUUCAUACCGCAGAUGAUCUUCUUGUUGUCGAUCUUCGGUUACAUGAAUCUAAUGAUUGUCGCGAAAUGGUUUAAAUACGACUCGCGGAACAGCGGCUGCGCGCCGUCCAUACUAAUCAAUUUGAUUAAUAUGUUUCUGUAUAAGUAUGUGGACGACGACGACGACGUGCCGGCCUGUUAUCUGAAGGACUGGUACGCGGGCCAGAAGUUCUUCCAGACGAUACUGCUGUUGGCGGCGUUGGGAUGCAUACCGUGGAUGCUGUUCGUCAAGCCGUACAUUCUCAAGAAGCAGCACGAGCUCCGCGAGCGCUUCCAUCCGGGCAACGAAGUGAUGGUCGACGGCGAACCGGCCGGCGAUACCACUAUCACUAUAGAGCCGGCGGCGCAGAGCGGUGGCGGCGAUCACGGCUCGGGCGUGGCGUUUGACAUGCAGGAGAUAUUCAUACAUCAGGCCAUUCACACGAUUGAGUACUGUUUGGGCUCCAUAUCCCAUACGGCCUCAUACCUGCGUCUAUGGGCGCUGAGUUUAGCGCACGCCCAGCUCUCGGAGGUGUUGUGGUCGAUGGUUAUGCGGAUCGGUCUGAACGGCACCGGCAUCUCCGGCGGUAUUGUUAUGUAUUUGAUAUUUGGCUUUUGGGCCGGACUUACGGUCAGCGUUCUGUUGGUUAUGGAGGGUCUGAGCGCUUUCCUUCACGCUCUGCGUCUCCAUUGGGUCGAGUUUCAGAGCAAGUUCUACUCGGGAACGGGCUAUUCGUUUCAGCCGUUCUCGUUUGAGGUGAUUCUGGAACAGACGGCCCAAGAAUCGGCCGCUGAGACCACAUAAACCGCUUCGGGAUCUGACU